Molecule: messenger RNA, 7644 nt
Organism: Anopheles funestus (African malaria mosquito)
Lineage: Eukaryota; Metazoa; Arthropoda; Insecta; Diptera; Culicidae
Exons: 3
Coding region: 538-5625 (1695 amino acids)
Cellular component (GO): nucleus
Source: RefSeq, a predicted model, not a curated record
UAUGCCCACCAAAGUUGUGCGUCGCCUGUACCGUUUUUCGAGCACGAAUGGCUGCUCGAUUUACGACGCAACGCGUUUUAAUCUAUCAACACGCCAUCUUGCGCGAUGGUGUGCGUGCAAAACGUUCGAAAGCUCACACACACCAACAACCUGUUGCUUUCUUCCGCUAGGGCUAUAGCGUUUUAUGUUCUUUUCUUUUCUUCAGUCUGAGCAAAAAAAAAAUGGUCUGACGCCGCGCUUUCGAGGUAGUAGUGCGUCCUGUGCUUCAUUUCGCGUGAACGCGUUUUCCCGUUUUCCUUGGUUUUUUAGUUGCGUUCAGUUUUCUCCAGCGCCUACCGUUUCGUUUAAACUUUAUUUUGCAUUAAUAUGUUGUUAGUUUUAUGCUGUGUAAAGCGUACGGAUGGACGCGAACGAUUUGCUCAACGAAAUGAGCAACUGAAAGACAGCAUAUAGCAUAAAGCAUCGAAUACCGUCCAUUCCGUCCAGCGACUAGUAGCAAAGCAGAGAAGUGUGGUGGUGUUAGUAAACAUAACAUCGAUGCCAACGCACUCGUACAUCAGCCACGGUAUGGCGACCUUAAACUAUAGAACGCCAUCGGCCGCAAAGGCUCCGACGAACGGUGGUCAGGCGCACCAUCAUCAUAUCCACAACCACCAUUCCGCCGGUAUGGCUAAAAACAUGUAUGGAAUGUAUGGACCCACCUCGAACAUUGGGCCCAGUGCAGGUGGUUUUCUUCAGCAACACCACCAGCACUUCCAGCAGCAGCAGCAGCAGCAGCAACACCAACAUCCGUAUCAACCAUCACACUGUAUUCAGCAGUCCGCCAUGUACGCGUCUCCAUCACUCGAGCAACCGGUUAUCACCCCGGCAACGGCACCGGCGAUGGUGGAGGAUGAUGAUGAUUUUUUGAGCGAAAUUACCGUGCAGUUUGAUGACGGUGUGCAAACGUUGUACGUGGGUCCGGUGGAAAUCAUCGACACCAAAGGAGGCGUCGAUCAGCAGCCGGCUACUAAACCGGAACCGUCAGCCGCUAUUUCCAUUGUUCGAUCGCGGGAACGCUUGCAAGAAGAACGAGCAAUCGUUACGCUCGAACCUGUAGGUGGCAAGAUUAAAAGUCAACCGUUACCGAUGUACCUGCAGCAACAGCACGAGCAGCAUCAGAAGCAACAACAUCUACGACAGCAAGCGCAACAGCAAUCACAACAAAAAAGACAGAAUGAAAUUCAUCCUAAAUCUAGACUGAAGCAAACAAAGCAAAAGCAGCUGCAGAAGCAACUAGAACUACAACGCCAACAACAGCAGAAACAGCAAGAAUUACAACAACAGCAACAAGAGCAGCUGCAGCGAGAGCAGCGGCAGCAGGAGCAGCGGCAACAAGAGCAGCGGCAACAAGAGCAACGACAGCAAGAACAGCGCCAGCAACAGCAGCGACAGCGGCAGCGGCAGCAACACCACCAGCAGCAGCAGCAGCAACAGCAACAAGAGCAACAACAGCAGCAGCAACAGCACGAUCCGCAAAGGCUUCAGCAGAUGCGGCUGAAACAGCAGGCACUGUUGCAGCAGAUGAAUCUCAUGAAGGACUUAUCACCCGAGCAGUUGGUGAUGUUACAGCAGCAAUCAACUCUAAUGUCGUUGACUGAUCAAUUUACGAUUAACGCGCAACUACUGCAUAACCAGCAGCAAGCUUCGCGUAGCAUUGACUGGCAACAGGCUCAACAGCAGUUGCUGUACCAGCAGCAACAAUUUAUGCUGCGUUGCCAUCAGCAGAUGCAGUGUAAUCAACAGCUGAAGGUACAAAAGCAACCGGAGAAACCACCGCCACCGGCAACAAGGCCCAAGAUGUGCGUGAAGCAGGCACCGAUGCUUAACUUUGCGCUGCAUAACAUUCCAUCCAGCAGCAGCAGCAGCACCAGCAGCAGCAAUACGAACAACCAGUCAAAAAAUUUAACCGAUGGUAUGAAACGGCCCCUCUCAUUGGUCGACGGACGAACGGCCGAAAAACACGCGGAUCGCGUUACACAACCGGCAGCGAAACGUCCCGCACACGUUACCGAAACUGUUGUACGGUUGGGUGAAUUUGCUCCGGCGACGGUUUUGCGAUCUCCACCAACACCGACGCAAACGGUCGCCAUUAGGGUAGCGGCGGAAGCUCAACCACAACAGCAGCACCAACCUCCGUCCGUCCUGCUGACGCAGCUCAAACAAGAACCGAUCGUCGAGGAACGUGAGGAGAAUGUGGAACCGGAUGUGGCGGUAUCACCGUCCGUACCAUCAACGCCCCUCGUCGAAAUCAAACCCUCAAUAGUUGCCGUGGUAGUAAAACCCGUCGAAGCAAUGGCGGCAUCCCCGGAGCGGAUGGUUUCGUUAGCGCCGGUACUGUCGUCCACCAAACGGUUGGACGAUACUUCGUCGACGGUGCAGUCGGAGGAAGCAGUCGCUGUUUCAUUUGCUGCCCAAAUUUUGAAUAGCACGAAUGGAAAUGUCGCCGAAACUGCUGACAAAAUGCAACACAGCAAGGAUGAUGAAAUUCAGAGCCCCAUGACGAAUGGUACGCAACAGUUGCUGCGGGAUGAGACAAUGCAAGAAAUGGCGUCUCCAUCACUGGCUGUUAAUGUAGCUGUAACUGCCGCUCCCGAGCAAACACCAGUGAUUGUAAAACGUGGACGAGGUCGUCCACCGAAAUCAUCAUACCACACACCCGUUCCAUCGGUUAUAGUACCGACAGAAUUAGCUUCAGCACAAGAACCAGAAACCGGAAUCAACAGUAGCUCCUCAAUGAUUGUAACACACCGGGCAAACGAUUUCGAUGACAGUAUUAAGAUCGGCAAUGAGCCGCAAGCUGACGAGGGGAAAAAAUCAUCGAAGAAAAAAGGAUACAUAUCAGUGGCGGCCCUUUUUGCCCCGGCAAAGGGUGGCCGAAAGGUGCAGAAAAAUCGAACGCUUGCUGUGGGACAGGAUAGUAGUGAAGUGAUAGUACCCGUUGCACCCGAUAGAACGACUGCAACGGUCGUAGAAGUUAUAGCAAGUACAGCUGAAGAAGUAGCUGUAGCAAACGAUGUAGCUGAAAAUAAGACUGAGCAAAUGGUAUCCACACCAGUCGCCAGUGUACCGAGCGGUGUAAACGAUACGGCAGUAAACGGGCUGAGUAACUUACAAGAAGAGAUCCCGGUUCAAGCUCGCCCGCCCGUCGGAAAGACACGAGAGGGAAGCGUUGUCAGUGGUGAUGGUGGUGAAUCGUCCGCUUCGUCAUCGCUGGAAGAAGGUGUAGCGAAUGUGCCGCAGCAAACGAUCGUCCUAGCAAACAUGGUCGCAGAUACGGAGAAAGAAUCUUCCCCGGCUAGUGAUAGUGGCAUCGAAUCGGUAAUUGAAGCAGGCACAAAAAAUGCAACUAAAAAGCUAAAAGAACGUUCCAAAUCUUGCCUGGCCGUUCCAAACGUGGCUACUGCGGAAGAUAAGCAUCCGCAGGAAGAGCAACAGGUGGUGAAGGAAGAAAGGGAACAAAAAGUUCGCACCGGUAGCCGUAGGGUCACCAGCGCUGGAGAUGACACCGUCGGCAACGAUGAGAACGAUGACGAUCAGGAGCAUGAUGUAAAGCUGGGCCGUAAAGGUAAGCGAACGGUGCGUGCAACACGAAAACCGUCCGCCAAAGCGAAGGAAGCGGCAGAAGCGGCCGAAGCUGCACAACAUGCAGCGCUUUCGAGCGGAGAAGAAUUUCAGUGUCCCAAAUGUGACAUGUGCUUCAAGACUGAGAUGUGGUACAAAAAGCACAUGGUAAACUAUCACGGUAUCGAUCUGAACCAGAGCUUGCAAUUGCAUUCACCCAUCGAUCGUAGUGUUGACAAUGAAACCCUACCUUCUCCUGCCAUUCAUGAGGUGCAACCAACGCACGUGUCGACCAGAAAUGGUGACAUGGAAGACAAUGAAAUUGGUACGGAACAGGAACUAUCAACAGCCGCCGGAAUAAUGGUUGAAGCAAUAGUUACUGCGGAAAUAGUACACAAUGACGCAGAAGCGACCGUUAGUUCUGGACCAAUUGAGGAGAUGAUCUCUUCUAAAGCUGAAAAGGCGACAAUCGCCGAAACUAAAGCUUCCGUUGGACGAAAAAGGAAAUCCACUCCAUUCAUUGCCGAUGAGCAUGGUCUAAUGAACAAAAUUGCUAACGAAACUGGAUCUUCUUUCACGACCAGCAUCAGUCCAAUAACAGCCAAUAACGAGUUGGAUCUGCCCUCAGUCACAAGCGUAAAGAUUGAAUAUCGUGCGUCUUCCGGAUCGAACAACCGCAUUGUGGCGGAAACGGACGAAACCGUUACAACCGAUGCGCCACUACCGGGCAGCAAACCACACAAUGAUGCAAAUCGCGAAACGUCAAUAACGCCGGUAAUGGAAUCAACGAAGAUGGAAAAGCCGGACCCGGAAGAUUUGGACAAGCUGACACCGUUCGAGGCAGCCAAGGUGACGAUGCUCGAAUCGGAAAUGACCGGCGAAACGCAUUACACCUGUACGAUCUGCGGUGGCCAGUUUACGGGUAAGGCGACGAUCAAGGAACAUCUCGACACGGUACAUGCAGCCAUUAAGCGACGGUCGUGUGAAUACUGUGGCCGCACCUUUGUCCAAACCGGCGAUCUAACGCGCCACGUUCGCAUACACACUGGCCAUCGACCGUUCAAGUGUCCGGUGGUGGAAUGUAGUUUCGCCUUUAUCGGUUCCGGUGAUCUACACAAGCACGUGCGGCGUCACAAUCAACAGCCACUGCCGAAGCCACACGUGUGCGAUCAGUGCGGCAAGGACUUUGAGCGUCCGUACGAUUUGAAGCGCCACAAGACAAUGCACGCGAAAAGUGAACCCGACUUUAAGGGAAUUACCUGCGGCGUAUGCGGCAAAGUGUUUGCCCGCCAGGACCAGUUCCGGGCGCAUACGUACCGACACAUCGGCUACCGGCCGUACCAGUGUGAGAUCUGUGGCAAAGCAUUUACCGAUCCGAGCAACUACUCCAAGCACGCGCGGCUGCACGAAAUGGAUGGGGUCGAGGUGGUGUGUAACUUCUGUGGCCGUCCGUUUAAAAACAAGAGCGCCAUUUCGAAACACAUCUUCCACUGUCAGCAGAAGACGGCGGCCGGUGGCCGUAAAGCGCGAACCAAGCGCAACGGUAAGAAGGAUCGUGGAAAUGCAACAACGGAAGGCAAGAGAAACCGUCGCGUUGGUUUGGCGGUCGGUUUCGGGAAGGAUAGUGGUGAGAUUAUGAAGCAAGAAAAUGCUACUUACGACGAGCAGAGAGCCGCCACUAUUGUUACGAAACGCGAACAGCUCGAUUCGGAGCUGGAGAGCGGAGGAACGGGUUCGGGCGGACGCACAAAACAGCAGCAGCAGCAGCGGCAGCAAGAGUCUCGAAAACGUAAGAAACGUCGACAGCGAUUGCCAUCCUCAACCGAGGAGGAUGACGACGACGAUAAUGGCGACGAUGACAGCGGGGAUGAUUAUGUCGGUCCGAGUUCCUGCGGUCAGUACGGAGCUGAUGCCGAUGCUGCGGGAUCAUCGACAGUGAAGCGGGAUCGUUGCAGCAGGAAAAGUCAAAACGCUGCUGUGGAGCAACUCUCAUCAACCUCACUGAAUGACCUCGAUAAGUAAGUGUGUGCUUUGCUGAUAAUAGGCGCCGUAGUUGUUUGAUGAGGAGCUUAAGAGAGAGAGAGAAAAAAAGUUUUAUGCAUUAACAGGUCUUUGUACUUCCAAUAGGCGAUAGGCUGUUUUGUCCAUGCGAUCUAAUAAGCAAUAACGAACACGUACGUAUCGAACGUUCUGUGCGGUAGAUAUUAUUAUAUUUAGCCUGCGAUUUGGGGCAAUAAGGCGCAGAGUGCGUGUGUGUAUUCGAUUUAAUUGAAGCAUACAUUUACAAAGCAAGGAAGAGACAAGCAGAGUUCCAUCACUUUUUGUGUGGAGCUAUCAUAUUACACUUAUGCUUACUUAAGUGUUCUUAACUGUAACGAAGACUCUACACUCAGUAGCGAGCAGCAGAGCGGUCUUUGGAAAUUUCCUUUUAUCUACAAUAGUUAUAAAUACCAUUUCGAAACAGCCCAUUUUUUCUGUACUGUGAGAACAUCAGCUUUUUUUUUAGUAAACUACACUUUUGUAUCAUUCAACUAUAUUAUUAUUAUUAUUUUGGUAAGAUUUUGGUAAAUUCAAUUACAACAUACCUAGCACGAUUAAGCAUAGUGUGCGACUCUCUUGAUUACAUAUAGCGUGAGAUGAGAUACUGCUGAGUUGAGGGUGAGUUGAGCUGAUCUGGCGCACAUGAGAUAUUAAUCACAUCUCACCAGGAAAAGAGAUCAGGAAAGAUGCAAGGUACGCCGUAAAGUCGAGAGGAGGGAAUCAUGAAAAGCCACGAAGCAAAACUUAAGCUGAUUAUGGGUUUUUUGGAGCCCUACGCGGCGCCCUUAAAAUACGUCUCGAUCAAGCCGAUCUUUCAACCGGAUCUAGCAACCGUUGUUGCAAGUUUAUUCGAUUUUUUUCUUCUUAAAUUAUUAAACCACAAGCUCCCUUUCUUUUCUCUUGUCUUGUGCAGUUAGUCAGUAAGCUCAGUAUCCAUUAUAGUUUUUUUUAAGAACAUUAGAAUUCCAUAAGUUAAUGCAACAUAUUAUACUUGCCCUACCUUCCCACGCCGGCGUCCACCGGUACUUUCCACUAGUUCUCCUUUUGCGUUCCAUUCCGCGUGGAGGAAUAAGUCUGUUUUUUUCGACAAUAGAAACUCUGCAGACAGAAAUCUGUGUUUACACUCCAACUCGCAGCAUAUGCUUUCGUGCUAAAAACGUUCUAAAACGGAAGAAAAGAAAAAUGUAAAAGAGAGAGAGAGAAGAUAUACCUUAUAUACAUUAGUGAUAUGAAGCGAAACAAACAAAAGACCAACUUAAUUAUAUUGAAAGUAACCAAUCGGUUCAACAUUCCGGAUUUGUCAGGCAAAGAGUAUCAGCGCGUUUAUGGUUACACUUUUUCUUACGAUCGGAGUACGAUUUUUUUUUCUUUCCUUUAUUUCCAUAUAAAACUGGUUCCGCUUUUUUUUUUGAAGAAUAACGCGAUAUUUAUAUCUAUAAGAGUAUUCCAUUUUGCAUUUCUCGUUUAAUUGGUUUAUGAAGCUAAAUGGUUAGAUAUGUGCGAGCAUCAAAGACAGACGAUGCCUUUGCGCCACGUACUGAUUGAUGGUGGUUAAUCGUGACGACAGAUACUGUUUGAUUUUCCUUAAGUGCUAGUACGAUAUAUUAAAGACAUUAGUGUUUAUCGCUAUUCCUUUUUUUAUGCGCAACAUUUAAGAAGACAGAUAUUAUUUGAUUACAGUAGCUACAAUAUUUUUCCUUUUUUGAUAUCGAAUUCUUAACUGUGGACUGUAGCAUUCCUUCGAAUUACGAAUUGACGAAAAAUUGCCUAGAAUUUAAAGAGAACGAGAAUAAAAACACCAAGAUGUUUUUGGCAUAAAUAUAUCGAGAGGAAAAUGUAUUCGAAAGUAAAAGGAUUUAUGAAUGGUGAAGUAUUUUGGGAGUAGAAAAAAACAAAAACAACGAGAUGUUCAAUAUUAACCAGGUGAAACAAGAGAAACUUUUUUGUAUUUAUAAGACAAAUAAAAUGCAGCAAGCGGAAGAAGCAUCCGCGAAUUUCUUA